CAGCAUAUUAAUAGUAGUCAAUAUUACGAAGCCACGGGAGGCAUGAGCUGAAAUGUCAAUCUCUCACAUCUGCCAAUUCAAGCAGAGAUUUAUAUAAAUCCCCUCACUUGUAACUGUUGCAGGCAAUUAUGUUCUUGUUCAUGAUAUACUCUGAGAUACCCAUCCUUAUCUGGUCCUCUAGAGAUAUAUAUGCUCCGAAUUGGUGGGUUGCACGAGUAAAUUAGAGCAAAUUUUUAUUUGUAUUCUUUUCAGGGCAGGCAUAAAUGAAUUAAACUUUCUGAGUUUUAAAUUGUACUUGAGACUGAUCUAAGUAUUAAAUGAGUCACGCUCAGCAAAAGUUUGAAUUGAAUUUCAAAUCUUAUCUAACUAAAAGAAGGUGGUCGAGCCUGGCCCGUUAUAGUUAAUGAAUUGAGCUCAAACGAUGCUUCAGUGGCCAAUAUUCAGCAGUUUGGUUUUCCUUUUCCAAUCCUAUUCUUGAUUUUGUAGGUCGAGCACAUCAUGAUCAUAAUAUUACACUCGGAUGCCUUCUAUGUGUGACGAGUAAGUAUCCGUUUUUACAGCAUUGCUGAUGUUGUGGGCUGAAGUGGAUGAGCAUUCUGAGAAAAGUUGGUGCCCGUCAAGUAUUAAAGAACGCGAUUGAGGAAAAUUGUAUAUUUUGUUGCAGAAGGGGAAUGGAUUUGAAUUUGAGCAUAUUUAGCAAGUGGGAGGAACGUCCAUAAUGAUAGUUUCCCUUGUAAAUCUCCACAUUUUAUUCCCAUUCCAUGUAUGCCCAGAAACACCAUAACUGCUCUAAUAUAACAUAAACACCAACGUUGUAACUCCCCUUGUUAAUGCCACAAUCUCUCCUAUCUUUCAAAAUUUUAAAAUUUCCAAUUCUCCCUCUCUCUCUCUCCACCACUCUCCUCCACUACACUUCAUUUUUCACACACACAACACACACUGAGAAUGAGCUCACCUUGCACAGUUCCAAGGCUUUUCCGAUGCAGAGUAAGAGACUUUGCAUCAUGUUUCUACGCUUGCCGGUUACCUUUAGAUGAAGAAUCCGACAUCCGCUGCAAACCGUCUCAAACCUUGAAUGAAAGCGCCGAUUUUAACUCUAAACGUGCUGUUCGAGGCCACAGGACGAGCAGAAAAACAUCAAUUGUCGACAGAACCUGCAGCGAAGACAGAGGAGAAUCAUCAGUCCAAAGUUCAUCGUUGACCAACAGCAGAGGCGGGAGGCUAGACGAGCCGCGUUUUGCUGAGGAAGAUUACAUAGUUUUCUGCUUUAGAGAGGACGGUGCAAUCCAUAUGAUAGGUGAAGGAAAGUCCUCAGAAGCAUAUGAUGAGAGUGAUGAACAUGAAAACACCACCAGUACUACUGCUGCUGCAGCAGAUUUAAGGCCUAUUAAUAGGAAGCUAAAUUACAGUGAACGUGUUGGGCUUUCUCGGGAUUCAAGAAAAGGAGGAAUGAUCGGUCGCGACGAUGGAGAUACUCAGAUAAGUCAGGAUGAAAUUCCCAGCUUGGAGAUUAAGGAUGAUGAGGAAGAAAGAAGCAAGGAAAUGGAGAGUGCUUGGGGUCCUGAAUCUGUUGAUGGAAUCAAAGAGAUCAACAACCCUAUUGAGCAGCAGCAAAGUGCAAGUAAAAUGGACUCCUUUGAGUCUUGUGAUUCUACUCUAUCAGAUACCAGCACAAGCUCUUUUGCCUUCCCAGUGUUGGGGAUUGAAUGGACAGGCAGCCCAGUUCAUAUGCCCAAAACGCAGAGCCAAGAGGCCCCAAGUGUGUGCCUACACUGCUGCAGAUUCUAAACACAUCAAAUAGUGUUAUUGAUUCUUUUUGUUUUAUAGCGAUGGUGUUUCUGUAGUUCUGUUUCUUUCUUCUUUCUUCUUUUCUAUAAACUAGUAAAAUAAACAUGCGCGAGUACAAUUUUAUCUUUAAAUGUUAAA
Molecule: messenger RNA, 1926 nt
Organism: Sesamum indicum (sesame)
Lineage: Eukaryota; Viridiplantae; Streptophyta; Magnoliopsida; Lamiales; Pedaliaceae
Gene: BASL
Product: breaking of asymmetry in the stomatal lineage
Biological process (GO): regulation of asymmetric cell division
Source: RefSeq, a predicted model, not a curated record